This is a messenger RNA of Pisolithus orientalis, 4158 nucleotides long. RefSeq names its product SNF2 family N-terminal domain-containing protein. The record is from RefSeq and is a predicted model, not a curated record. The transcript is spliced from 9 exons. The coding region runs from base 124 to 4068 and encodes 1314 amino acids. NCBI's taxonomy places the organism in Eukaryota, Fungi, Basidiomycota, Agaricomycetes, Boletales, Pisolithaceae. Gene Ontology annotation, molecular function: ATP binding; ATP-dependent chromatin remodeler activity.
CGGGUGUCGUUUAUGCUGGACUUGGUACAAAGUUGUUGAAGCAGGUAAGAAGUCGGCCUCGUCAUUAGCGCUGACACCACUGCAAGACCAGCUACCGCUAGUUCGCCCCACCAUCCAUGAGCAAUGGCUACCGACGCAGCUUCGCAUUCGGCGUCCAUAUCCAACUUGUCGCCUUUCAACCAAUCCAAUCACAUAGACUUGACACUAGAUGACGAUGAUCCGCGCCAUUCUGCUGCUGGAACGCAGGGUUCUUCGUUGCACAGACAAGAUUCUACCGCUUUGUCACCCAGGCAGACUACGUUCUUUGACCCGAUACGCUCUGCAGUCCAGCAGCAGUACCACCAGCAUACGCCUUUCCACACCCCCAAGUUUCCUGUGUCACCGUCCACAUCCCACCCAUCACAGCAACCUACUCAGUCGUACCCUUCGGGGCAUCCAUCGACCCCAUUCCGACCGAGCUUUGCAGGCCCUUCGGCCUCGCACUCCUUUACUUCUCAUGCUCCACGCUCACAGGGCCUCUUUCCUCCAUCGUAUUUUUCUCCGCCGACACCGCCCGCAUUGUUAAACAAUGUUCCUAGUCGACCGCCGCCCUUCACGCAACCUAAUGAUCACAUCAUCGACCUUACAAACUCUCCUUCUCCUCCUUUGUCCCCGCGCCUGCAUCCAUCCUUGUGCACCGCAUUGUCUGAUGAUCUUCCGCCCAAGACCCCUGUUUGCAUCGGACAGCUUACCGUUACAGCCCUGGUCCUUUAUCCAGUGCCUUAUAUUCAGCUGCAGGACCCAGCCCGAACUGAAGGUGAUUGGGCAAGUGUUCGUUUACAGUACGAAUACAACCCACAAAAGGCUCCGGCUUCCGAAACCAUCCAUAUCAAGACUCCGCAUAUCAGAGGUUCAAGCGAAGCACCCCAGGGAGAAGGUUUCGCUGUCGUCGAACAAAGGGUUGCAUCCCAGCUUGGCCCAAUGCUAGGCAAAGGCCUCAUCCGACUGGAUGCCAAAGUGCGCCGCGACUACGGUAAUCCCCCUAUAUUGCCCUUGCAGAUGCUCAUUUACACACCGAAAGGAAAUAUUACCGCCGUUGGCAAUUUUCUGUCCCAAUGCGGCCUGUACCUUGAUCAUCCCUCAGACCCCUCAAAGCUGGCCAACUGUCAUUAUUACAAUCCGCAUAACCCGCCGCUCGGAGGAUUCCGCCAAUCGCCCGUGUCUGGGCGUGUCCAUUACGCAGGUCCUGGUGGUAGUAGUUCACGCUGGGGUACUCCGGCAGCGUCGGGAAAGACAUUGGAAAUUCAAAGAAGCCAGGUCGACGAGUUGUUCAAGAAUUUAAAAAGUGGCGACGAACUCGCUGAAACUGAACCCGCGUUCGAAGUCGGCACUCCACUCUAUCCCCACCAGAAGAAAGCGCUUACCUUUCUUCUUGAGCGCGAACGGGAGAGGUGUUGUUCCGACGGACGGUACUCGUCCCUGUGGCAGCCCAGAUUUGAUUCCCACGCUGGACAGCAGUCCUGGUUCCACAUUGUCACCCAAAAAGAGGUUUUUCAAGAACCAGUGGAAGCUAGAAGUGCUAUCUUAGCUGAUGACAUGGGCCUAGGGAAGACAAUAACUUGUGUCUCCUUGAUCGCUGCCACAUUAGAUUCUGCCGAUGCAUUUGCCUCUUCACCAUUGGAGGUUCCCCCACCUCCCCCAGAGCGCAAUCGGAACGAGGACAUACUGUCCGUGGCCCAUUUUGCCGGCAGCGUUUGGGGUAUGCCCGAUAUUCCCGAAACCAUCACUGUAACUUCUUCCAAGGGAAAGGCGAAAGCAGUGAAGGAACAGGAUAAGGCUGAAGCCGAGUACGCGCGAGCUUGUCGCAUCAAAGCGAAAAGUCGCGCUACACUUAUAAUUUGCCCACUAUCUACGGUCUCAAACUGGGAAGACCAGUUCAGAGAGCAUUGGCGAGGGGAUGUAUUUGUUGUUGGCGGAGGCGGAGUGAGCUGUUCAGCGGCUGUGUCAGUGUCUGCCUCGGGGAGUUCGACACCACCUGCAUCCCAAACGCCUUCCACGCAGUUUGAAAUGACUGGCAGCGCAAAAUGUCAUCGUCUGCGGGAGGGGAGGCCGUUACGGGUGUACAUAUAUCAUGGAAAUGCUCGUCGGCCUGAUAUUGCUUUCCUCGCGGAUUUCGACGCUGUUAUCACGACAUAUGCUACCCUGGCUUCGGAAUACUCAAGACAAAACCGUAAGACCGUCUCUACUGAAGCAGAUGACGACGAUGACGGAAGUAGCGAUGGGGGUCUUGGAGGCAAUGACACCGACCCUGGCGUCACGCGAGCUAAGCCCAAGAGGGCAGGCAUGAAACGGAAGAAAUCAUGCUUUACUUUAGGUGGAUCGACUGAAGCCACCAGUCCAUUGCAGAUGAUUCACUGGUUCAGAGUUGUUCUUGAUGAAGCUCAUUCCAUCAAAGAAACAGCAACUGUUGGCAGCCGUGCCUCGUGCGAUUUAAUGGCUCAACGUCGCCUCUGUUUGACUGGUACACCAGUUCAGAACAAGCUCGAUGAUGUGUUUGCUUUGAUCAAGUUUCUGCGCUUAGACCCGCUCGAUGACAAGAAUGUCUGGACGGAGUAUAUCGGUACUCCGGUGAAGUACGGCCAGUCACUGGGAGUCGUACGACUGCAAACUAUCAUGAAGUGCAUCACACUUCGUCGUACAAAGGACUCCAAAGCUUCUGACGGGAAGAAAAUCCUCAGCCUCCCACCUCGGCGCGACGAACUUCGUUACCUGAAAUUCGAGCCUCAUGAACAGGUCAUUUAUGACCAGUUCUUCAGGGAAUCCAAGGCAGAAUUCAACGAACUCUCAAGCAAGAACGAAGUGAUGAAAAACUACGUUGGUAUUCUCCAGAAGAUCCUGAGGCUGCGGCAGAUUUGCGACCACUUCGAGCUUGUAGAGGGCAAGGGACUUGGAGAAGUUGCGUCAGCUGAUCCUGGCAAUUAUGAGGACAUCGUUGCCGCCAUUGAACGUGAUGGGCUGAAUUCACAUUAUGCAGCAGCGAUCGUAAUGCUACUCCGCGAGGCUGGGACAUCGCAAUGUGUCGAAUGCGGAGAGGAACUUUGUACCCAUGGGGAACGUGAACAGAUGACCGAUGGAGGGAUGGGCAUGGACGUCGAUGGUCCCUCAGCACCGAAGCGCGGCAAGAAAGCCAGAGGUGUCCUAUCCCGUGCUCCUACAAGACCCAGCAGUCCUUCAACACCGUGUCUGGUCUUAACCCGCUGUCUACACCUGUUCUGUUUGUCAUGCUUCCGGCAAUGUAUAUGGCCUGGCUGGCCCGACGUCCCACCUGAUGCGUACCACGGUUGCUCUGCCUGUCAAACAGAACUGUCGCCUCAAGAUGUUAUUCAGGUUCGUCCAGACUGCUCGCCACAAGACCCUGCACCGAGGAAGAAAACAGUAAAACGGGAAAAGAGACAGAAGAGUAUUGGCAUAGAGAAGUUUCAGCCGUCUACCAAAGUUAGAGCACUACUUGGGGAUCUCAUCCAGUUUUCGAAGAUGAACCCCUAUUCUGCAAAUUAUGACCCAGAGUCCAUCGAAGUACAAAUGGUGGAUGGCGACGGAAAGCGUGUGGAUGAUUAUGUGACAAAAACGGUCGUAUUCUCUCAGUGGACCUCAAUGUUGGACAAAGUGGAAGACGCCCUAGAGGCGGCAAGCAUUCGGUAUGACCGACUAGACGGAACCAUGAAACGUGACGAACGAACACGAGCAAUGGAUGCCCUGAAGUAUGAUCCAACUUGUGAAGUUCUUUUAGUUAGCUUGAAAGCCGGUGGCGUCGGCCUCAACCUUACUGCUGCGCAGCGUGUUUACUUGAUGGACCCUUAUUGGAACCCAGCUGUAGAGAACCAAGCUGUGGACCGCAUUCAUCGACUCGGACAAACGCGGCCUGUCACCACCGUCAAGCUUAUCAUAGAAAAUUCAAUCGAAGACCGGCUUUUGGAAGUUCAAAGGAAGAAAACAGAAUUGGCCAACAUGACUUUAGGUCAGACCGUCAGCAAAGCUGAGCUAUUACAGCGGCGGAUGGAGGAAUUGCACCAGCUGUUUGGCACGUAAAUUACUGAAAUCGUCCUCCCCGCCCUUCCCAAUACUCACUGGUAGCUAGUAAUGUACGAUUGUAAUUCACUACAUGUAGAGCAACGCUGC